AUGGGGAUGAACGAUGCGGAAUUUGAGACUUUUGAACAGCAGUUCCUGGAACUUGUUGCGGAAUUUGAAUCUAUUAGCGUAUCAGAAAAACACUUGCGCGAAACAGUCCAAACCGAGUCCACGCGGGCGGAGGCGGCGGAAGCCGCGCGCGACGCCGCCGAGCACGCCGCGGCCGAGGCGCGGCACGGCGCCGCCGCUGCCACUGCGGGCGCUGCCCACGCCGCCGCCGCGCUCGCCAACGCGCAAGAGGAACUCACUAAUGUUAAAACGCAAAUGGACAUACACGAUCGUCAGCGCGUUCUCUUCGAAGAGCGUUGCGCCGAGCUGUCCCGUCAGCUGAGCAGUUUGGAGCGAGAAGUGCAGCAGCUGCGGCCGCUGCAGGCCGCGUACGGCGCAAUGCAUCGGCAGUACACCGAGCUACAGGACCGAGUGCGCCUCGCCACUGACGACGCACGGAGCGAGGCUUCCCGGCUUGAGAGCGAGCUCCGACGAGUAGAGCGGUGCGCAAGCGGCGGCGCAGAGAUUCGCGAGCGUGCGCGCCUCGCCGCCGCCGCGCACGUACGGGAACGUCGUCGAGCUGCCGCCGAGCUGCACCACACCGUCAGUGAGCUGAGAAGAGCUAACACUGAAAUUACUCGUCUUAACACACUAGUAGCAGAGCUCCAAGCCCAACUAUCUGCGACCAAUAUAAUAGAGUACUCUAAAGCGGUAGUGGACCCCGACAAGGAAGCUCUAAGUGUAGCCAAGGCUGCGCUAGAAGCCGAACGCGCGGGCUCGGCGAGGUUGGAGCGCGCGCUGGCCGCGGCUCUGGCGGACAACGCGGCGCUUGCCGCGAGCCUGCAUGCUAGGGACAACACGCACACUAAUCAGGAUCGACAACCGCCUAAUUCUCUGCCGAAGGAUGAGGACACUAAAAUAACGCCAAUUGAUUCUUUCCUGGCGGAUUAAGAUGAAAUACUUAAGUUUUACAAUUUUAAACUCAUGGU
Cydia strobilella is the source of this 986-nucleotide messenger RNA. RefSeq lists its product as uncharacterized. Bases 1 to 948 code for a protein of 315 amino acids. The record is from RefSeq and is a predicted model, not a curated record. Lineage: Eukaryota; Metazoa; Arthropoda; Insecta; Lepidoptera; Tortricidae. The transcript has 5 exons.